AUGGCGGCGCCCAGCAGACGGAGGAAUAGCGGCAGUGUCGCGAACUUGUGGUCCGCGCUGCUGCUGGCAGCCGUGGCGCUGAGGCCGGUCGAGGCGGCGUCCGAGCCCACGACUGUGGCAUUUGACGUGCGACCUGGCGGUGUCGUACAUUCUUUCUCCCAGAGCGUGGGCCCUGGGGACAAAUAUACUUGCAUGUUCACCUAUGCUUCACAAGGAGGAACCAACGAGCCUCUGCAACCCCAGGGGAAGUCCUACCUCUACUUCACCCAGUUCAAGGCAGAAGUGCAGGGUGCGGAGAUCGAGUACGGCAUGGCAUACUCUAAAGCUGCUUUCGAAAGAGAAAGCGAUGUUCCCCUGAAAAACGAGGAGUUUGAAGUGACCAAAACAGCAGGUAUGUACAGGUGGCCCCUGAAGGGAGCCCUGGUGGUGCAGCAGUUAGUGCUCGGCAGCUACCAGAAGGCUGACAGUUCAGACUCGCCAGCAGCUCCACCGGACACAGAUCGGGGCAGCUCCCUUGUUAGGUGCGCGGACGCCGCGCCGUGA
Orycteropus afer afer is the source of this 543-nucleotide messenger RNA. It is a transcript of the gene MYDGF, whose product is annotated as myeloid derived growth factor. Gene Ontology annotation, biological process: positive regulation of endothelial cell proliferation; positive regulation of angiogenesis. The transcript is spliced from 6 exons. Lineage: Eukaryota; Metazoa; Chordata; Mammalia; Tubulidentata; Orycteropodidae. The record is from RefSeq and is a predicted model, not a curated record. The coding region runs from base 1 to 543 and encodes 180 amino acids.